This is a messenger RNA of Lycium barbarum (goji berry), 2202 nucleotides long. RefSeq names its product probable inactive leucine-rich repeat receptor kinase XIAO. The record is from RefSeq and is a predicted model, not a curated record. Gene Ontology annotation, molecular function: protein binding. The transcript is spliced from 2 exons. Bases 225 to 2033 code for a protein of 602 amino acids. Lineage: Eukaryota; Viridiplantae; Streptophyta; Magnoliopsida; Solanales; Solanaceae.
CAAAUCAUUCUUUCUUCUCAGAUUAUUUUCAAUAUCUUUUUCAUCAUUGUACCUUGUUGUCUAAGUGAUGAAUAAAGAAAAAAACCCAUCCUUUAUUUUAUUAUAAAAUAUACUAGUAACAUUCUCUUUCUUCCAAGUCAAGAAUUUUUCUGUCAGAAUAUAAUAAAAUUCCCUACUAUAUCUUUCACCAUUUUUUUCAAACAGAUCAAACCCCACAGUCCAAAAUGAAGUUUCUAACUUGGGUUUUCAACAUUUUUUUUAUUUUAACAUUUUUUCACUUAUUUUCAAGAUCAUUUUCACUAGCUCAAGAACCACAAGCAGCACCAGAACCAAUUUGUGCCAAGGCUGAUAGGCUUGCUCUUCUUGGAUUCAAAGCCAAGAUAUUGAAGGACACUACUAAUAUGCUGUCCUCAUGGACAGGUUUAGAUUGCUGUGGUGGAGGCUGGGAAGGUAUAGAGUGUGAUCCUGCUACAGGGAGGGUGAUUAGGUUGAUUUUGCAGAAACCUUCUGAGAGGGACAACAACCUUUACAUGAAGGGAACUUUAUCACCAACUCUUGGUGAUUUGCUUUUCAUGGAAACAAUGAUAAUAAGUGGGAUGAAAUACAUUGCUGGAACUAUACCAAUUAGCUUCUCAAAUCUCACAAGAUUAAAGCAACUAAUCUUGGAUGACAAUUCUCUACAAGGGUAUAUCCCUUCUGGUUUAGGCCACUUGUCAUCCCUUCAAACACUUUCACUUGGUGGGAAUCAUUUGUCUGGACAAAUUCCUUCUAUUAUAGGAAAUUUCAAGAAUCUGCAACAGCUGAGUUUAUCAGGGAAUUUGCUAAAAGGGCCUAUCCCAAUUGCCUUAAAAAAUCUUGGCAAUUUGCAGUCUUUGGAUCUUAGCCACAAUUUACUAUCUGGGCUGGUUCCAGAUUUUCUAGGACAGCUUCAGAAUUUGACAUACAUUGACCUUUCCAGUAACCAAUUGUCAGGGCAGAUACCAAUUUCCUUGUGCAAUUUGCUCAAGCUUUCGUUUUUAUCGCUUGAUCAUAAUCUGAUGACAGGGAGAAUUCCGAGUCAAAUUGGGAAGUUAAAGGCACUCACUUCUUUAUCAUUGAGUUUUAACAAGUUGACAGGCCAAAUCCCUGAGUCUAUUGCAGGACUACCAAAUCUUUGGAACCUUAGUUUAUCUAGAAAUGCUCUUUUAGAUCCUUUGCCUAUUGCUUUCUCUAAAGGUCUCUCUUCUCUUUUAUCAAUAGACCUUUCUUACAACAAUUUCAAUCUUGGAACAGUGCCUGAAUGGAUUAGAAAUAGAGAACUUUCUGAUGUCAACUUAGCAAGCUGUAAGCUUCGUGGGACGCUUCCGAAUUUCACAAGGCCCGAUUCUCUUAACUCCAUAGACCUAUCGGAUAACUUCUUCACGGAUGGGAUAUCGAAUUUCUUUGCAAGAAUGUCAAGCUUGCAAAGGGCGAAGAUAUCAAACAACCGGUUAAAAUCUGAUAUUGCUGGGAUCAAAUUGCCUGAUGGGAUUUCAUCUCUUGACCUCCACUCGAACCAGCUUUUCGGGUCUCUCUCGAGGGUGUUAAGCAACCACACAAGCAAAUUCUUGGAGGUUAUCGAUGUCUCAAGCAACCAACUAUCCGGAAACAUCCCCGAGUUUGUCAGUGGGUUAAACCUGAAAGUGCUCAACCUUGGAAGCAACAAGAUUACAGGUCAAAUCCCGACUUCAAUCUCGAAUCUUGAUAAGCUUGAGAGGUUUGAUAUAUCAAGAAACCAAAUUACUGGUACAAUCCCAAUAGGUCUAGGAUCAUUGGUGAAGUUGCAAUGGCUAGACUUGUCAAUCAACACAAUUUCAGGGAAAAUUCCAGAUAGUUUGCUGGGGAUUAAAGCAUUGAGACAUGCAAAUUUCAGGGCAAACAGAUUAUGUGGAGAAAUCCCACAAGGCAGACCAUACAAUAUAUUCAGUGAAGCUGCUUAUGCCCACAAUUUGUGCUUGUGUGGCAAGCCUUUGCCACCUUGUAAGGGAAAGAAACAAGAUAAGUUGGGCCAGUAACUGCUGACUCACUCCAUUCAUAGGAAUUUAUGCUUUGUUAACAAUAAAACAGUUUUUUUUUUUUUUGAAUUCUAGUACUACUUGUACACCUCUAUCAGCUCACAUUGUUAGUCAGUGUUACUUGACAUAUAUUCAAUAUGAAAUGAAUAAAUUCAUUCACAAUUUCGCA